AUGACAGAAAAUGAUGAAAUACAUGUUAGUAAUGAUACUGUAUGUACAAUUAAUAAAGAUACCGAUAUUGUAGCUAAUGAAGCAAAAGAUUUAGUAUUUGAAGUAAAAUCUAAUCUUGUUAUACUUAUUUUUGGUAUUUUAACAGUAUCAUUAUUAUCUAUAUUAUUAUCAACAUGGCUAGCAAAAACAAUAAGUAAUACACCAUCAUCAUUUGGUAGUAUAUUAAGUCAUUAUUUUGGUUUUGAUCGUAAUGAAACUGAACCAAAUCAUACAUGGUGGACACCAUUACAUAUUAAAUCAAUUGAAAAAACAUCUCGAAAAUUUCUAUUAAAUACAACUAAUUCAACAAUAAUAUCACAUCCAAAGAAAAUUUCUCAUAAUGAUAAUACAAAUUUUCAUAUCAUUGUUUUACCUUUAGUUUUAAUUGGAGCAAUUGUAUUUGCUAUAAUAGCUUAUUAUGCACGUGUUAAAUGUACAGCUCGUGAUUUUUCAUGGGGUGCUGUACCAAAAAUUCCACUUGGACGUGUUGAUCCAAAUUUAACAGCAGUAACUGUUCCAUCUAUUGCUAAAACAAAACAAGCAGAACCAGGUGUUGAUUAUACAAUUGUACAAGGAACAAAAGAACAACCAGUUGUAUUUGCAUUAGCUGAAACAUUACUACCAUUAAAAGAAGAAUGUGAACCCGGAGGUUUAAUUGAUGAAGGAACUCAAUAUGAAAGUGAAGAUAUUCCAAAAGUUAUUACACAUGUUUCAUCAGCACCUGAUUUACAAACUAAUUUAUCUUCUUUAUCAACAACAAACGAACAACAACAUGCAAUUGAAUUAUUACAAAGACAACCAUUGCCUACUAUAUCACCAUCAACAUAA
Messenger RNA from Rotaria sordida, 867 nucleotides. The record is from the annotation of a GenBank genome assembly. Lineage: Eukaryota; Metazoa; Rotifera; Eurotatoria; Philodinida; Philodinidae.